This is a messenger RNA of Linepithema humile (Argentine ant), 1474 nucleotides long. The record is from RefSeq and is a predicted model, not a curated record. NCBI's taxonomy places the organism in Eukaryota, Metazoa, Arthropoda, Insecta, Hymenoptera, Formicidae.
AUGUACAAGGCAUGGCUACCGUUUGAUUAUACAAUUUCUGCGUUAUUUUAUCUCGCAUACCUUCAUCAAAUAUUGAGUUUUAUAUUUAUCGGACUUGUUCAUCCCGGCACUGACAAUUUUAUUUGCGGACUAUUGUUGCAUGCUUGCUGUCAACUUGAGAUAUUAGAAUAUCGGAUAACAAACAUCGCGAAUGGUCGAGAAAGCCUGCGUAAUUGUGUACGUCAUCACUUAUGUAUAUUUGAAUAUGCGUACACGCUGAACGAAAGGUUUUCCAGGAUAAUCCCUGGUGAAUUUAUAAUGAUUAUGGUAGUAACGUGUUACGAGUUAAUUCACAUGGCCACGACAUCAUCAUCUAACAUUACUUACCUACAGGAUAUGAUGGCUGUAGCUUGUACACUGGCUGCGAUUUUUUAUUACUGCUGGUUUGGUAAUGAAAUUAAGCACAAGAGUCUGCAAUUAUCGGAUAAUAUUUGGUGUAACAUGGAAUGGACUAUACUUAGCGACAACGUAAAGAAAGGUCUUAUAAUGAUCAUGAAUCGUGCGAUGAUACCAAUUGAAUUUAGCAGCUCGCAUCUUAUGCCAAUGAAUCUUGAUUCUUUUGUAAUGAUAACGGUCUUAUGUAUAAUUGUAAAUGCUGUCUUCAUGGAUCUAAGGAAGGGAAACUUAACGUAUAGAGCGUGGUUCCCAUUCGAUUACACGCCACCAACUAUAUUCUAUUUGGUGUUUACUCAUCAAAUGGUAGGCAUGUCGAUCACUGCAGUCAUGAAUGUUGCCUGCGACAGCCUGAUAUUUGGACUCCUGCAGCAGAUUUGCUAUCAGAUUGAGAUUCUAGAAUACAGAUUGACGAAAAUCUCGCUCGGUCAACAUAUCUUCCGUGAUUGUGUACGUCACCACAACCAUAUAUAUGAGUAUGCGUGUACGGUAAAUCACCGUUUCGCUCCAUUAAUUGCUCUCCAGUUUGCAGUAAGCAUGCUAGUGGUGUGUGCUAAUUUAUAUAAAAUAGCUGCAAUGAAAAUUAAUGCAGGAUCUGUUGUAUUAAUAUUAUAUACGGCCUGCAUGUUGUCGCAAAUCUUCAUUUACUGCUGGUUUGGAAAUGAACUUAAAUUGAAAAGUAUUGAUUUAGCAAAUAACAUAUACAAUAUGGACUGGUAUACGCUUGACACCAAUAGCAAAAAAGGUCUUCUAUUUAUUAUGAAACGUGCGAUGGUUCCCAUUGAAUUUAAUAGUGCAAUUAUCAUUACGUUGAAUCUUAAUUCAUUUGUGUCUUUGCUGAAAUCAUCAUAUUCGGCUUACAAUGUGUUGAAAACAGCACAGUAAAAACGAAGAAAAGAAAACUGAUGAAUAAAAACUGUUAUUGCUUACAUAUCGAUCACGAAGACAUGUGUCAUACAAGAUUUUAAAGAAUCUAUAAUAUGUCUUGAUGAUUUAUGCCGAAAGAUCUAAUAGCGAGUUAAAACACGAUAUUGUAAGUUCA